Messenger RNA from Spodoptera exigua (beet armyworm), 768 nucleotides. The record is from the annotation of a GenBank genome assembly. NCBI's taxonomy places the organism in Eukaryota, Metazoa, Arthropoda, Insecta, Lepidoptera, Noctuidae.
AUGCGUAUUAUUGUUUUGUUGGCCCUUUGCUUUGCGGCUGCCGCGGCGGUCCCCUCUGACCCUCAAAGGAUUGUUGGUGGGUCUCUCGUGACUAUAGACCGUUAUCCCACAAUUGCUGCCAUCUUAAUUACACAUGAUUGGGUUAAUUUCAUGCACAAUUGUGGUGGUACCAUCAUAAAUAAUCGAUCCAUUCUCACCGCUGCCCAUUGUACAAUUGGCCAUGCUGCUAGCAGAUUUAGACUUCGUCUAGGCUCGUCAUUCCGUAGCAGCGGUGGUGCCGUUCACAACGUUAACCAGAACAUCAUCCAUGGUUCAUAUAAUACAUGGACUUACGAUAAUGAUAUCGCUAUCCUACGCUCCGCCUCCUCCUUCACUUUUAACAACAAUGUCCGCGCUGCCUCCAUCGCUGGUGCCAACUACUGGCCCGGAGACAACCAAGCUGUUUGGGCUGCAGGAUGGGGUGACACUUUCUUCGGUUCUGGCGCUGGCUCCGAGCAGCUUCGCCAUGUCCAGCUUGUGGUCAUCAACCAGAACACUUGCAGAAACAACUACGCUGGCGUUGGUUUUACUGUCAACGAUAACAUGUUGUGCUCUGGCUGGCCCUCUGGUGGCCGUGACCAGUGCCAACGAGACUCUGGUGGUCCUCUCUACCACAAUGGUAUCGUUGUUGGUGUCUGCUCUUUCGGUAAUGGAUGCGGACAAGCCAAUUUCCCUGGCGUCAACGCUCGUGUAUCCCGUUACACCUCUUGGAUAUCAUCAAACGCAUAA